Molecule: messenger RNA, 1780 nt
Organism: Parathielavia appendiculata
Lineage: Eukaryota; Fungi; Ascomycota; Sordariomycetes; Sordariales; Chaetomiaceae
Product: Thi4-domain-containing protein
Exons: 4
Coding region: 442-1434 (330 amino acids)
Biological process (GO): thiamine biosynthetic process
Source: RefSeq, a predicted model, not a curated record
CUUUGCGAACGACGACUCGACACCUCUCAAGCGCAAAGAACAACGAAUUGCUCAUCCUACUCCACAAGUAUUGUCACUGACCUCCCGUCUGGUACAUGAUGCCGUCCUCCCGCGUGCUCGCCGGGGAAGCCAUGGCGACCUUUCAAUGGUGUCCUAUCCCACAAUGAUCAGUCCUAUCAUCUUCAGGUAACUAUCUGAACGCAUGAGCCGGUGCCAAUCCGGUGGCUGUUGUCACGGCUGUAUGUGUUUGUAUCUGUAUAUGUACAAGCACAAGUACAAUACAUACAGAUUUGACGACAGCCCCGGAGCGGCUGAGAUCAUACGGCGGAAACUUGAUCUGGAUAAUACCAGCGAAAGGAUCAUGCUUCUCCCCCCUGUCUUGCUCUGUCACGGCAGGACCCUAACUGUCACAGAUACCCAACCAACCCAAUAACAACGACCAUGGCUCCCGGCGCCAUCUCUCCCGCUCAGCAGCACGCCCAACUCGCCUCUGCCUCCAAGAAAGCCAAGGAUGCCACUGCUGUGGCUGAAGGCACCGGUGGCCUGACCAAGCCCCUGGCCGACCUGAUGGGCAACUGGGACAGGUUUUCGUUCGCCCCGAUCCGCGAGAGCACCGUCUCGCGCGCCAUGACGCGGCGCUACUUCACCGACCUUGACGCCCACGCCGAGACAGAUAUCGUCAUCAUCGGCGCCGGCUCCUGCGGCCUGUCGGCGGCCUACACGCUCGGGACGCUACGCCCGGACCUGCGCAUCACCAUCAUCGAGUCCGGCGUCGCGCCCGGCGGCGGCGCCUGGCUAGGCGGGCAGCUGUUCAGCGCCAUGGUGAUGCGCAAGCCGGCCGACGUGUUCCUGCGCGAGGUGGGCGUGCCGUUCGACGACGAGGGCGACUACGUCGUCGUCAAGCACGCCGCGCUGUUUACGAGUACUGUCUUGUCGCGCGUGCUGGCGAUGGACAAUGUCAAGCUGUUUAAUGCCACGGCGGUCGAGGACCUGAUUACGCGCCCGGCGGAAGACGGGAAGGAGGAGGGAGGGGUGAGGAUCGCGGGCGUUGUGACCAACUGGACACUGGUGUCGAUGCAUCAUGAUGAUCAGAGCUGCAUGGAUCCCAACACGGUCAACGCGCCCGUGGUGAUCUCGACUACCGGGCACGACGGCCCCUUUGGCGCGUUCUCGGUCAAGCGCCUUGUCAGCAUGAAGCAACUCGAGCAGCUACAGGGCAUGCGCGGGCUGGACAUGCAGCGCGCCGAGGACGCCAUCGUCAAGAACACGCGCGAGAUCGUGCCCGGCCUGAUUGUCGGCGGCAUGGAGCUGUCCGAGAUCGACGGCGCCAACCGCAUGGGCCCGACCUUCGGCGCGAUGGCUUUGAGUGGUGUUAAGGCCGCCGAAGAGGCCAUCCGCGUGUUUGACCUGCGCAAGAAGCAAAACGAGUUCUAAGGCGCGAUGUGGACAGGCGGUAUUGACUGGUAUGAACUUUGUUGGUGGAUGAUGGCUGCACACGGAAGAGUGGGUCUACACUCGCUUGUUCAGGUAGUCAGCAGAGGAUGCUCAGGACGCUCUUUGAGGAUGAACUCGUUGUCCUUUUCAAUAUUAUCAAGGCUCGACGGCCCAGUAAUUAUGUCUAGCGUCUAACUUCCCCAAGGUAGAUUUCUUUUUUUCCCCUCUCUUUACUCAUUUGUCCUUCUCACGGCCCUUUCUCCCUCACUUCCCCUUUCCUUUCGUAGUAUAUGUCUGGUUGAUGAAAGCAGACGUAUUCGAACAAGUCUAUUGUCUAUCCCACCAC